CCUUGUUUCCAUAGGAAUGCACUCAAGAACUCCUCCAUCUUCACCCAAGAAAAGUAUAUAUAAGACAAGACUCUAACUUCCAACAUUUCUCAAGAAAAAGAGAGAGAGAGAGAGAUAGACGUUUCUAAGGAGAAAAGUUCCUAUAAGAAUUCAAGAAAAGGGGUUACUUUGUGAGUAAAGUUAAGAAUCUAUACCAAGCCCUCUCAAAAUCUUCCUUUCAUCUAUGGGUAAAGGCUAAGAAUCUUCUUUUCAAGAUUUUUGCAUUAAGGCUAAGAAUCUUUUUGUAGUUUUCUUUAGAGGUCUUUAUGGCAUUUCUCAAGAACAAGAAUUGGAUUAUCAUCCAAAGUGCUAAUCUUUUUGGCAAUUUUGAAUUACAAAAGGUUGGGCCAUACCUUCUCUUUUUCUACAAAUGGGAUCCACUUUCCUUGGUAAUUUCUCCACCAGACUUAUGGGUUCCUCUUCUUUCUUUCUUUGCCUUCUCAUCUUCUCUGUCUUAUUUUCCAAUGUUGUUACGGGGAACGCAUUCACAGGAACAUAUGGAGUAAACUAUGGCAGAAUAGCUGAUAAUUUACCUUCUCCGGGUAGUGUGGUGACACUACUCAAAGCAGCAAAGAUAAAGAAUAUUAGAAUCUAUGAUGCAGAUCAUGAAGUUCUAAAGGCCUUUAAAGGUUCAGGCAUUCAAAUAAUAGUUGGACUUGGAAAUGAGUUUCUGAAAGAUAUAAGUAUAGGCGAAGAUCGAGCUAUGAAUUGGAUUAAAGAAAAUGUGGAGCCAUUUGUUCCUAAAACAAAAAUUGUGGGAAUUGCUGUAGGAAAUGAAAUCUUAGGAGGUGAUGAUCAUGAACUUUGGGAAGUUCUGUUGCCUGCAGCAAAAAAUGUUUAUUCUGCUCUCAAAAGGCUUGGUUUGUCGAAAUCUAUUGAGGUUUCAAGUCCAAAUUCAGAAGCAGUUUUUGCCAAUUCAUUUCCACCUUCGGCUUGUGUAUUCAAGGAAGAUGUUCUUAUAUACAUGAAACCAUUAUUGCAAUUCUUUUCCCAGAUUGGUACUCCAUUUUAUAUAAAUGCUUAUCCGUUUUUGGCCUAUAAGAGUGAUCCUGAGCAUAUUGACAUUAGAUAUGCACUUUUCCAGUCAAAUGCUGGAAUUGUGGAUGCAAAGACUAACCUGCACUAUGAUAACAUGUUCGAGGCUCAGGUUGAUGCAGCAUAUGCUGCAUUGGAAAAGGCAGGCUUUCCGAAAAUGGAAGUGAUUGUUUCGGAGACUGGUUGGGCUUCUCAUGGAGAUGCAAAUGAAGCAGGUGCUAAUUUGCAAAAUGCAAGGACAUACAACUACAACUUGAAAAAAAAGCUAUCUAAAAAGAAAGGCACUCCUUAUAGGCCUAAGACAGUAGUGAAAGCUUAUGUUUUUGCUUUGUUUAAUGAGAACUUGAAGCCUGGACCAACUUCUGAAAGAAACUUUGGUUUGUUUAAACCUGAUGGAAGCAUUGCAUAUGAUAUUGGAUUUACUGGACUAAGAGAAUCAUCUUCUGCUUCAUCUCUUCUUUCUUUCAAGGGGAUUGGAGGUUAUGGUUGGCUGGGAUGUUCCUAUUCAUUGGUUCUUACAACCUGCAUAGCUGUUCUGCUAUCAGUUACAUUUUUAUAAUUUGAUGAAAAAGAUUUAUUUACAGCUCCUUUUUAUCCCUGUAUAUGAUGAUUGUGUAACAUAUCAAUUCAUUUGUUAUUCUUGUACAGACAGUUAUUUUCUUGAAUCAAUAUAACAACUAAUAAUUGCUGAUUG
Molecule: messenger RNA, 1768 nt
Organism: Jatropha curcas
Lineage: Eukaryota; Viridiplantae; Streptophyta; Magnoliopsida; Malpighiales; Euphorbiaceae
Product: glucan endo-1,3-beta-glucosidase 14
Biological process (GO): carbohydrate metabolic process
Molecular function (GO): hydrolase activity, hydrolyzing O-glycosyl compounds
Source: RefSeq, a predicted model, not a curated record